Messenger RNA from Mastomys coucha (southern multimammate mouse), 2468 nucleotides. It is a transcript of the gene Znf653, whose product is annotated as zinc finger protein 653. The transcript has 9 exons. Lineage: Eukaryota; Metazoa; Chordata; Mammalia; Rodentia; Muridae. Gene Ontology annotation, molecular function: transcription coregulator activity. Gene Ontology annotation, cellular component: nucleus. The record is from RefSeq and is a predicted model, not a curated record. Bases 341 to 2209 code for a protein of 622 amino acids. Gene Ontology annotation, biological process: regulation of transcription by RNA polymerase II.
UCUGGAAAAGCAGUGAGUGCCCUUAACCACUGAGCCAUUUCUCCAGCCCCCUUGAAAAGAUUUUUAACUACACUGCCCUAGAUUCAAGAGAGAGGCAAGGAUAACUUCAGUUUCAGGAACCAGCUGACUCUACCUCCCAAAUAACUGAAUGUAAACAGAGCCCACUUCCAAAGCCCUAGGCGGAUGGACUAUGCGCAUGCGCAGCUUUGGCUAGUUGUCCCCGUUUGGCGCCGCAGGGAGAGAAGACCCUGUGAGAAAUCUCCCAGCGGCGCAGACUAGGCGCGCCACUUCCGGUCGAAGCUCCUAACAACGGGGGAGGCCGGUAACCAGGGAGGGGGGGAUGGCGGAGCGGGCUCCGGAGCCCGGGGCGGAGGCGGAGGCGGGCGCAGGCGGGGAGGCAGCGGCAGAGGAAGGCGCGGCAGGCAGAAAGGCGCGGGGCCGGCCGCGGCUCACCGAGUCGGACCGGGCCCGGAGGCGGCUCGAGUCCCGGAAGAAGUACGACGUGCGGCGCGUGUACCUGGGCGAGGCGCACGGCCCCUGGGUGGACCUGAGACGCCGCAGCGGCUGGAGCGACGCCAAACUCGCUGCCUACCUCAUUUCGCUGGAGCGCGGCCAGCGUAGCGGUCGCCACGGGAAGCCUUGGGAGCAAGUCCCCAAAAAGCCAAAGCGGAAGAAAAGGCGGCGGCGCAACGUGAACUGCCUGAAGAACGUGGUCAUCUGGUAUGAGGACCACAAACACCGCUGCCCAUAUGAGCCACACCUGGCUGAGCUUGACCCUACCUUUGGCCUUUACACAACGGCCGUGUGGCAGUGUGAAGCUGGACACCGCUACUUCCAGGACCUACACUCCCCACUCAAGCCCCUCAGUGACUCAGAGCCUGACAGUGACAAAGUGGGCAAUGGCCUGGUGGCUGGCAGCUCUGACUCAUCGAGCUCUAGCUCCAGCUCUGACUCGGAGGAGCCUCCUGAGAGCCAGCCAGCCAAAGCCUCAGCUGCUGCUGCUGCAGCUGUCACCCCCAGCAGCCCCACAGGCAGCAGUGGUCUUAUCACUCAGGAAGGAGUUCACAUCCCCUUUGACGUCCACCAUGUGGAGAGCCUGGCUGAGCAGGGCACCCCUCUGUGCCAAAACCCUGCAGGCAGUGGGCCUGAGGCCCUGGAGACAGUGGUGUGUGUGCCAGUUCCCAUGCAAGUGGGCACUGGCCCCGGCACCCUCUUUGAGAACAUGCCCCAGGAGGCACUGGGUGAGGUAGUAGCCAGCUGCCCAGUGUCAGGCAUGGUGCCUGGCUCCCAGGUGAUCAUCAUUGCUGGUCCUGGAUACGAUACCCUCACAGCCGAGGGCAUCCACCUCAAUGUAGCUGCUGGCGGUGGCACUCCCAGCAGCAGCCUGGGCGAAGAGGUGUCCUGUGCCAUGAUGGAGGGUGUGGCAGCUUACACACAGACGGAGCCCGAGGGCACCCAGCACAGCACCAUGGACACCACUUCCAUAGCCAGCAUUGAGACCAAGAAAGACACCGCCCCGUGUCACCCCGUAGAGAAGGAGGACCUGCAUAUGCUCAAGGAGGAGAAAGAGGAUUCAGUGGCCCCAGAGCUGGCAGAGUUGGCAGCCACGGUGCCUGAGAAUACAGAGGCAGAAGUGGAUGGAGAGGAAUUGGACAGCAGUGAAAUGUCAGCCAUCAUCUAUGAGAUUCCCAAGGAGCCCGAGAAGAGACGGCGGAGCAAGCGGUCACGGGUGAUGGAUGCUGAUGGCCUGCUGGAGAUGUUCCAUUGUCCGUACGAGGGCUGCAGCCAGGUGUAUGUGGCUCUCAGCAGCUUCCAGAACCACGUCAACCUUGUGCACCGAAAAGGGAAGACCAAAGUGUGCCCUCACCCUGGCUGUGGCAAGAAGUUUUAUUUAUCCAACCACCUGCGACGCCACAUGAUCAUCCAUUCAGGCGUUCGAGAGUUCACCUGUGAGACCUGUGGCAAGUCUUUCAAGAGGAAGAACCAUCUGGAGGUGCACCGGCGCACGCACACUGGGGAGACACCCCUGCAGUGCGAGAUUUGCGGGUACCAGUGCCGGCAGCGUGCUUCGCUCAAUUGGCACAUGAAGAAGCACACAGCGGAGGUGCAGUACAACUUCACAUGCGAUCGCUGCGGGAAGCGCUUCGAGAAGCUGGACAGUGUCAAGUUCCACACGCUCAAAAGCCACCCGGACCACAAACCUGCCUGAUGUGCCCAUGCCUGUGGACCUCAGCCUCUAUUUAUUUGUACUCUUGGACAUUAUGUCCAGACCAAUCAGAGCCCUAGACAGCCACUGGGGCUGCUCCAACCGCAGGCCGGAAGGAGGCGUUCCCACACUUCCCUGGGCAGGUGCCCCACCCUGCCCCUUCACAUCCCACCCAUGGAGCUGGCACAUGGGACUGCACUGCUGAACUGUAUCAAGAGCUCAGAAUGAGAUUAAAGUGAAAAAGGAGUUGUCCUUCCCCUAA